Sphaeramia orbicularis (orbiculate cardinalfish) is the source of this 4108-nucleotide messenger RNA. It is a transcript of the gene rhbdf1b, whose product is annotated as rhomboid 5 homolog 1b (Drosophila). The coding region runs from base 345 to 3053 and encodes 902 amino acids. Gene Ontology annotation, cellular component: endoplasmic reticulum membrane. Lineage: Eukaryota; Metazoa; Chordata; Actinopteri; Kurtiformes; Apogonidae. The transcript is spliced from 20 exons. Gene Ontology annotation, biological process: regulation of protein secretion; regulation of epidermal growth factor receptor signaling pathway. Gene Ontology annotation, molecular function: serine-type endopeptidase activity. The record is from RefSeq and is a predicted model, not a curated record.
CCUGUCAUCCAGCAGCAGAGCAGCGGCGUGGACAGGCACACCGGGAGGACACUCCACAGCCAGAGCGGCACUGACAGAGAGGCAGUGGCGGAGGGGCCGGUGUGUUUUAUACGGAACAGAACCGCGCUUCCACUGGGGUGUUUUAUUAUUGGUGGGACCCGCCCUCUCUAACAUCUGGAGGCAGAGGUGCGCGAGAGGGAAACUACUGUUCCGCGUGCCCGUGUGAUGUUGCGGGGAUAACUUAUGAAGUGACCCGUGGACCGGAGCCGUGGGCCGGUGCUGCUACCGGGCUGAAGGAACCGGAGCUGCUCUGGAGCUGGCAGGGGAGGAGGGAGCUAGUGAGCAUGGCUGAACCAGGCAGCAGGAACAGCAGCCUGCAGAGGAAAAAGCCACCAUGGCUCAAACUGGAUAUCCCGACUAUCCAGCUGACACCGGACGACGCGCCCACAAUCACACUGCCUGUAAAACGCCUGCGCAGUGUCAGCAUGCCAGGGGAAAACCCUCAGACGGUAAUCGCUGCCUUGGAAACUUCCAACAACUACCUCAGGCCUCCUCUGGAGAGGCUGCCCUCCAUCACACACUCCAUCAAGAGUGAGAAAAAGGUGCGCUUUGAGCGAGUCAACACAGUUCCUCCGAAGGGCCAGAGGGGCCCCCAGAGGGUUUCAACUGUCCGAAGGCGCUCCUGCGUCCCCAAAAUACUGACACGAAGGCGUUCUUCCAUACCCAAACAGAUCAUCAGGGGUACAGCUGACUGGUUCGGCGUGAGCAAAGACUGCGACAGCACCCAGAGAUGGAGGAGGAAGAGCCUGCAGCACUGCAGCCAGCUGUAUGGUGGUCUGAAGGCGCAGGUGAUGAGGGAGAUGGAGCUCCACAGCCAAGACAACCUCUCCCUAGCCAGCACUGAGACCCCUCCUCCCCUUUACCUCCCACCCCACCACCCCAGUCACCACCACUAUGGCAUGCAGAGGAUCGUAGACCCUCUGGCGCGGGGUCGUGCCUUCCGUAUGGUGGAAGAGGUAGACGGCUUCAGUGUCCCGCAAACUCCCAUCACACCUGGCACCGCCUCCCUCUGCUCCUUUUCCAGCUCCCGCUCUGCCCUCAACCGAUUGCCAAGACGACGCAAAAGGGAGUCUGUUGCAGUCAUGAGUCUGAAGGCUGCAGCAGCGCUAAUGAAGGGCCGGACAUUAGGUGACAGCACAGCCGGCCGAUGUCGCAGACGGAGCUUCAUGCCUUCUAGUUUCUUUGAAGAUGACACCGUGGACUUCCCAGACGAUCUGGACACUUCUUUCUUCACCAGAGACGGUCUGCAUGAUGAGCUGUCAAGUUAUGCUGACGAGGUGUUUGAGACCGCCUCAGAAGCUGCCAUCAAACAGGUGGAUGAAUGUGAGCUCACAGGAAGUGCCCUGGAUAGGAAUGAGUUGGAGAGGAGUCACCUUAUGCUGCCUUUGGAGCGAGGGUGGCGGAAGGCGAAGGAUGGCUCUCUGGUCCAGCCGAAGGUCCGUCUCAAACAGGAGGUGGUGAGUGUCAGCCAACAGCAGCGCGGACAGAGAAUCGUUGUUCCUGUCAAGAAGCUGUUCGCCCGAGAGAAGAGGCCAUACGGACUAGGCAUUGUGGGUCGACUCACAAACCGGACGUACCGCAAACGCAUUGACAGCUACGUCAAAAGACAGAUUGAGGAUAUGGACGAUCACAGGCCUUUCUUUUCCUACUGGAUCACGUUUGUCCAUUUACUCAUCACUAUUCUGGCCGUCACUAUCUACGGCAUUGCUCCCGUGGGUUUCUCACAACAUGAAACUGUCGACUCGGUCUUGAGGAACAAGGGAGUAUAUGAGAAUGUGAAAUUUGUGCAGCAGCAAAACUUCUGGGUUGGUCCAAGCUCAGAAGCACUGAUCCAUUUGGGAGCGAAGUUCUCCCCAUGCAUGCGCCAAGACCAAGAGAUCCAUAAGCUGAUCCAGGAAAAGAGAGAGAAAGAAAGAGAGUCAGGCUGCUGUGUGAGGAACGACCGCUCCGGCUGCCUCCAGACUCUGCAAGAGGAGUGUUCGACUACCCUGGCAGUAUGGGUGAAGUGGCCUCAGCAUCCCAGUGCUCCGCAUCUGAACAGUAAACUCCGUCAGUAUGGUUCCGUGUGCCAUCAGGACCCCAGAAUCUGUCUGGAGCCAGCCUCAGUUUCACCUCACGAGUGGCCUGAUGAUAUUACCAAGUGGCCAGUUUGCACAAGGUAUAAUUCUGGGAAUCACACCAAUCUUCCACACAUCGACUGCACAAUCACAGGUCGACCCUGCUGCAUCGGAACCAAAGGGCGAUGUGAAAUCACUUCCAGAGAGUACUGUGAGUUCAUGCACGGCUACUUCCACGAGGAGGCUACUCUCUGCUCACAGGUGGCCUGUAUGGAUGAUGUGUGUGGUCUACUUCCUUUCCUCAACCCAGAGAUCCCAGAUCAGUUCUCCAGACUCUGGCUGUCCCUCUUCCUCCAUGCUGGGAUUCUGCACUGUCUGGUGUCAGUGCUGUUCCAGAUGACAGUCCUGAGGGAUCUGGAGAAGCUGGCCGGCUGGCUGCGUAUCUCCAUCAUCUACAUGCUGAGUGGCAUCACAGGCAACUUGGCCUCAGCCAUCUUUCUACCUUAUAGAGCAGAGGUGGGUCCUGCUGGAAGCCAGUUCGGCAUCUUGGCCUGUCUGUUUGUGGAGCUUUUUCAGAGCUGGCAGAUCCUUGAGCGACCGUGGCGAGCAUUUGCCAAGCUGCUGGCUAUCUCUGUCUUCUUCUUCUCUUUCGGCCUGCUGCCUUGGAUUGAUAACUUUGCCCACAUCUGCGGCUUUGUAUCAGGGUUCUUCUUGUCCUUUGCCUUCCUGCCAUAUAUCAGCUUUGGCCGCUCUGAUAUGUACCGGAAACGGGUCCAGAUCUGUGUUUUCCUGCUCAUCUUCCUGGGUUUGUUCUCUGCUCUGGCUGUCCUUUUCUACGUCUACCCUGUGAAGUGUGAGUGGUGCGAAUACCUCACCUGCAUCCCAAUCACGGACAAAUUCUGCGAGAAGUACGAUCUGAACGCCCACCUCCUCUGAACAUCAGCUCUUUCUUUUAUGGAUCUGCACUGCUCAGACUGGUCUCAACAUUUCAAACUACAGAGGAAGCUGACAUUUCAACACGGUACUAUAGUUCAGUGCAAGUGUUUUUCUAACACAUUGAUGAAAAAUUGUAUCCUGAACAUGUUAAGAUUCUGUGCGGAUGUUCCUGCAGUUUCAGAUGAUAUUUGUUGUCCUGUGUGGAAGUGUACAACAGACCCAGUAUGAAGAAUGCAUGACAGCCUGUAGGCUUUGUUAUUCACUGAACACAUUUACAUGCAUGGUGAUGAAACUGAAGCGGACUGAAAAGACUCAUGACUGAUCCCAGUGUGUCUGAUCUCUAGCUGGCCUAGUCACACUGAGUUUUACAUGUGCAAGAGUGUUAACCCUUUAACAUCCACCCUUUUCAUGGGACCCUAGGGUUAGGGUUAGGACUGUAGAGGAAGUGCAAGGCCAAACUGCAUGUAUUAGACUGCAUUUGAGGGGAACAUGUACUUGUUUCUGUGUUGAACAUGUGGCUGAAAUGCAACCUAAACUACAUCAGGGUGAACACAGCUCAAAUGUAACCAUUACCCUAACCCUAAAAUGGGUCACAAGUGAAAGGAGAAUGUUCAUAGUUUCUUUAAGGCAUUUCUUUUCCUGCCAGUGUCUCUUCAAGUGAAACUGGCCUCACAGCACCCCCAAGUGGACAAAAGGAACAUUAACCCUGUGACUGCCAUGAUGGGAUUUUCCCCCCCCCAAGUCAUAACAGGCUUUUCAUUUAUAUAACAGGCUUUUCAUUUAAUGGAUUUCCUUACAAUUACAAUACUUAACUGUGCCUUAUUGACACAAUGACACAAACACACAUCCUGUCAUUUUGUGCCAUGUAUCAGCCUUUAAAGCACUGCUUUCACAGAUUUUUGUAUUUACCCCAUGUUACAUGUAAAGAACACAUCUGUAUAUUAUUCAUCUUCUUUGUUGUGAAUAGGUGUUAUUGAGCUGAAUUUGUGUCUUUUUUAAUUAAUUGUGGUGGCGUUUUAGCUACUUGACAAUAAACACAAAUACACACAAAGUUA